AUGGGUAGAUGGAUCUCAAAGGGGCUGAUCAGAGCUCAUUCAAGUGUCAUCCGACCAGAUUUGACAGCUCCCAACAAGUUAUUGAGGCUUCAGUUCUCUCUCGAACACAUUGUGUAUGAUAGGAUAUGCAAUGUCCUAAAGUUCAAGAAUAUGCACAAUGUCGUGCAUGUUGAUGAGAAGUGGUUCUACAUCACCAAAUCAAAUCACAAAUUUUACUUGACUCCAGCAGAAAUAGAUCCACAUUGCACAUGCAAAAGUAAGAAGUUCAUUAAAAAGGUUAUGUUCGUAUGUGCAGUGUGCAGGCCUUUAUUCAAUGAAGAUGGGAGUGUGUUAUUCGAUGGCAAGAUAGGGAUUUUCCCUUUCACUGAGAUGGUACCAGCCAAAAGAACAAGCAAGAACAGGGAGGCUGGAACAAUGGAAGAGAAACCAAUUCAGUCCAUCACUAAACAAGUGAUGAAGGACUGCUUUAUCUACAAGGCAUGGAAAACAGACGAGCUAUCAAUUAUGGCCAAAUGGCCCCAAUUUGCAAGCAAAACUAUAUACAUACAGCAAGAUAAUGCUAAGCCACAUAUAAAAGACAGUGAUCCAGAUUUCAGAGCUGCAGCAACAGCAAAUGAUUUUGAUAUCAAGAUUGUUCAUCAGCCUCCAAAUAGCCCAGACACCAACAUCAAUGACUUGGGUUGGUUUAGGGCCAUUCAAAGCUUGCAAGUACAAUCAGUUUACACAAAUGAAGGGGAGCUAGUGAAGGCAGUUCAGAAAUCGUAUGAAGAGCUAAGUCCUAGUACUUUAAACUGUGAUUCAGGAGUUGUCGAGCUUUUUGGCAUCGUUGGGAGCGUUUGUGGAAGCAAAGCUCACGGUCGCCGCCGUCUCACGGCGGCCGCCGUCAAGACGCUGGCCGCGGCCCCACGGCACGCGCCGUGCAAUUCUGUGGAGAGAGCAGCAAAGGGUGUCUACGGCGCCGCCGUCCCUGGUGUUUCGGCAGUUACGUUUUUCUUCAUAUAA
Messenger RNA from Salvia miltiorrhiza (redroot sage), 1002 nucleotides. RefSeq lists its product as uncharacterized. The transcript has 3 exons. The coding region runs from base 1 to 1002 and encodes 333 amino acids. Gene Ontology annotation, molecular function: nucleic acid binding. NCBI's taxonomy places the organism in Eukaryota, Viridiplantae, Streptophyta, Magnoliopsida, Lamiales, Lamiaceae. The record is from RefSeq and is a predicted model, not a curated record.